Priapulus caudatus is the source of this 444-nucleotide messenger RNA. RefSeq names its product maestro heat-like repeat-containing protein family member 1. Gene Ontology annotation, cellular component: cytoplasm. The transcript has 3 exons. NCBI's taxonomy places the organism in Eukaryota, Metazoa, Priapulida, Priapulimorpha, Priapulimorphida, Priapulidae. The record is from RefSeq and is a predicted model, not a curated record. Bases 48 to 425 code for a protein of 125 amino acids.
UUGGGCAGUGGCUAAGUUCGCUGCAGCCGUAUGAGAGAGAACGAUCCAUGUCUGCAGCCUGUGAGGUCCUCUAUUGCUACCACGAAAACAAGGAAUUUGGAGUUGGGAAUUCCACGACGUUCACUAACUUAGGACGUCACGUCGGAGUGCUUGUACCGAGGGUCAGUGAUCCGUUGGUCAGUGUCCGACAACUGGCCAUCGGUGCCAUCCAGAGCCUGCUGCAGAUUCAAUUGCUCUAUCAGGGUACUCCUAGGGAUGAUGAAGAUGCAAUGAUCAGCGCACUGUCAGUUCUGAAGGAGAGGGUGGCCCGUGAUGAUCCAAACGCAUUGUUUAGUGUAGUCAGUGACCUAUCUAAGGUAAGCUUUCAACUUAUCAACAUCAUCAAAACAUUUAUAAACCUAUAUUUGAUUUUUGAGAUCAUUUGAUUUAACAUUAUAAUUACUU